Vigna umbellata (rice bean) is the source of this 818-nucleotide messenger RNA. RefSeq names its product putative calcium-binding protein CML13. NCBI's taxonomy places the organism in Eukaryota, Viridiplantae, Streptophyta, Magnoliopsida, Fabales, Fabaceae. The record is from RefSeq and is a predicted model, not a curated record. Gene Ontology annotation, molecular function: calcium ion binding. Gene Ontology annotation, cellular component: myosin II complex.
AAAAAAAGGAAGAUCCGAAAGAAAUUUGAGGGUGCAGUCUUUCCAACCGUGUGCAGAGGAAACGUUGUUGAAUUAUCAAAAAGCGGGGAAAGGGAGAUUCUGCGAAGCUGUUUCAAUUUUGGUCGUUUUGGUGCCCUGUCUCAGACAACCAUGUCUUCUUUAUACAGAGGGGAAUCUAGGAGGUACAACAAUAAACAAAGAGGACGCCAUAAUUUGACAACGCAGAAGAAGCAGGAAAUUAGGGAAGCCUUUGAGUUAUUUGAUACCGAUGGCUCAGGUACUAUUGAUGCCAAGGAGCUGAAUGUUGCCAUGAGGGCUCUUGGAUUUGAGAUGACUGAAGAGCAAAUUAAUCAAAUGAUAGCAGAUGUAGAUAAGGAUGGAAGUGGAGCGAUUGAUUAUGAUGAAUUUGAGUACAUGAUGACUGCCAAAAUAGGAGAAAGGGAUACUAAGGAGGAGCUCAUGAAAGCUUUCCAUAUUAUUGAUCAUGAUAAAAAUGGAAAGAUAUCUGCAUCAGACAUCAAGCGUAUUGCCAAAGAGCUGGGUCAAAAUUUCACUGACAGAGAGAUUCAAGAGAUGGUUGAUGAAGCAGAUCAAGAUAAGGAUCGAGAGGUUAGUCCAGAGGAAUUCAUCACGAUGAUGAACAGAACUCGCUUCCAUCACUAGUGAUAUCUAUGUGCGGGUAGUUGCUAUCUUUGUUUGGAUACUUGUAUGGGAAAAUUAAAAUUAGAAUGGCGAAGUUAUAUAUUGUACACUCUGUAUGAAUGAUUCCAAUACUGUGAUUAUUUGUAUUGCCUAUGAAUAACAUUGAUGUAUGUUCA